Pseudocercospora fijiensis CIRAD86 is the source of this 993-nucleotide messenger RNA. RefSeq lists its product as uncharacterized. Gene Ontology annotation, biological process: mRNA splicing, via spliceosome. Gene Ontology annotation, molecular function: RNA binding. The transcript has a single exon. Gene Ontology annotation, cellular component: RES complex; U2-type spliceosomal complex. The coding region runs from base 1 to 993 and encodes 330 amino acids. Lineage: Eukaryota; Fungi; Ascomycota; Dothideomycetes; Mycosphaerellales; Mycosphaerellaceae. The record is from RefSeq and is a predicted model, not a curated record.
AUGACUUUGGCUGACUAUCUUGCCAAGAACUAUCUCUCAGCAGAUGCGAAGCCGUCGAAGAAGCGUAAAAGAAAGGGCAAAGCGCAUUCAGAGGGGCUUACAAUCGCCGACGACGAUGCGAAUACCUGGACCAAGCCAACAGAAAAUGCCGAUGAGGACGACGAUGCGCCGACCAUAGUGGGCGCAUUAGCAGGUGGGCUGAAUAAGCCAUCCAAAAAGUCGAAAUGGAUCAGGAUAGGCGCAGAAGCUCCGAAAGACUCAGACCAGGCAGAGGCCGAUGCAAUUCUAGCACAAGCGCGAAAAGAAUCGCAAGCCCGAGCACAGCAGGAUGACGAUGAUCCUGCGGUGGUUGGCGAAGACGGAGCAGAAUACGAUGGACCUGUCAUGGCAAAUGGAGCCCUCGCUGGUUUGCAGACAGCCGAGCAGGUCUCAAAAGCGCUCCAGAAGAAGCAGAAGGAAGAGAUGAACGCGAUGAAGGCCGCCGGGCUGGAUUCGGGAGGGUUGGCGCAGCAGACUAUCUAUCGUGAUGCUUCGGGCCGCAUGAUUAAUGUCAAGCAGAAAAAGGAAGAAGCCGAAGAAAAGGCACGAGAAGAAGAGCGAAAACAGCAAGAAGAGUUGGAGAGCAGAAAGGGUGAUGUUCAAAGGCGACAGAAGGAGGAGCGAAGACAAGAGCUCCAAGGUGCAAAGGUCAUGACUGUUGCGAGGCAUGCAGAUGACGAGAAGAUGAAUGAGGAGCUAAAGGAUAGGGAGAGGUGGAAUGAUCCGAUGGCACAACUGCUAACAACAAAGAAGAGCAGCAGCAAAAGUGGAAAGGGCAAGGCCAGUGGCAAGUCCUACCAAGGCGCUUUUGAGCCAAAUAGAUACGGGAUACGGCCUGGCUGGAGAUGGGACGGAGUGGAUCGAGGCAAUGGAUUUGAGCGGAAAUGGUUCGCUGCGCGAAACAAAGCCAAAGACCGCGAGGCCCUCGAAUAUGCGUGGCAGCUAGAUGAGUGA